CCUCCCCCCUCUGUUACUUUGUGUUCCCACAGGUGCACCAGGAAGGAGAACUGCGAGCGCUCGGCCGAGCCCCGGAGGUUCGCCUGGGACAUCAAGCAGUGCGUCCGCCUCAGCGUCCACCCCAGCAACAUCUCCGUGUCCCAGUUCAGCGUCACGCUGAUCCUGGAGGCCCAUAACGUCCCAGAGUUGUCUGCAGGGGUCAACUGUACCUUUGAGGACCUGGCUGAGAUGGACGGUCUGGUGGAGGGGAACCGCAUCAGGUGCAGCUCGCCUGCCGAGAAGGAGGUGCCUCGCAUUAUCGUAGACAAAGCUGAUCACCAGAUAGUUCAGCUCUACCUCAAGUCCAAGGAGACAGGCCUGGUCUUCGCCAACACCAGCUUUGUCUUCUACAACUGCAGCGUCCACAAGUCGUGUUUGUCAUGUGUGAGAAGCCCCUACCAGUGCCACUGGUGUAAAUACAGACAUGACUGCACCCACGACCCACGCACCUGCUCCUUCCAGGAGGGACGCGUCAAGAAGCCAGAGGAGUGUCCCCAGCUGCUGCCCACUGAGCGCAUCCUGGUGCCGGUCAACGUGGUGAAGCCCAUCACCCUGCGGGCCAAGAACCUUCCCCAGCCACAGUCAGGACAGCGGGGCUAUGAGUGUCUGCUCACCAUCCAGGGUGUGGAGCAGCGGGUGCCCGCACUCCGCUUCAACAGCAGCUGUGUUCAGUGCCAGAACACCUCGUACUCAUAUGAUGGGAUGGAGAUGAGCAGCCUCCCUGUGGACCUGAUGGUCAUCUGGAAUGGAGACUUCAGCAUCGACAACCCUGCCGAAAAUAAAGUUCACCUGUACAAGUGUGAUGCCCAGAGGGGUAGCUGUGGCCUGUGUCUGAAGGCAGACCCCCUGUUUGGCUGUGUGUGGUGUAAAGGGGAGAACCGCUGCACCCUCAAGCAGCACUGUCCCCACCCUGAGAGCCAGUGGCUGGAGCGCAAUGGACUCAACAGCAAGUGUACCCACCCACGCAUCACCCAGGGUUCGCCCUGUGUGUGGUAUAAACACUCCUGA
Oncorhynchus tshawytscha (Chinook salmon) is the source of this 1047-nucleotide messenger RNA. RefSeq names its product plexin-A4. Gene Ontology annotation, biological process: regulation of cell migration; semaphorin-plexin signaling pathway involved in axon guidance; regulation of cell shape. The transcript has 8 exons. The annotation marks the transcript as partial. Gene Ontology annotation, cellular component: semaphorin receptor complex. Lineage: Eukaryota; Metazoa; Chordata; Actinopteri; Salmoniformes; Salmonidae. The record is from RefSeq and is a predicted model, not a curated record. Gene Ontology annotation, molecular function: semaphorin receptor activity.